AUAGAGAAUAGUUUUGUCGCUAGGCAAAGACAAACAAGGGGUCAAAACAGCCCUGGAGGUUUCCCAACACGAUUAGUCGACCACGUGACCGAAACAGAUGAAAUAGAGGUCCGCAAUAAAAUGUCCAGAUCCAUUCAUCGAAAGAGUUACCUCAAUAUCUCUAGGCCGUACGUGAAUUGAUAAGUAACGAAAGUUCCUGUAUCAAUCGAAAAUGUAAAUAUCACGUGCUUGGGCUAGGUACUUCCUCUAUCCUUGAAUCGUCAUUUCCAUACCUGUCCACAGAAUAUCAACAACAAAUUUCCCUUCUCAUGUCUGCAAGCAUAGUAUGCGAACCACUCCUUGGCCAGACUACGGUUUUGGCUGGCGACAAGGUGAGCGAUAUCUCAACUCGAAUAAGUACUCAUCCACUCACCCUACAUCAGGCCGUCAUUACGGCAUUGAUACAUCCUGAAGAAGGACCAGGGCCAUGGGAAGUUGCAGUAUGGCACAAUAAUUCUGAGUCUCGGGAAUGGAAUCAGCUUGAGCUCAAAACGAACGGAGGCCGUGCGCAAAAGGUAUUUCAUUUGACCUAAAGCUACCCGACUAGAGAUUAAUGUUUCUUACUGUAGCUGUAUCAUGAAAGUCACCAGUUAUCGUCUGGUAUAAUAUACACUGGUUACUUGCGCCGAAUCCCGCAAAAUAAAAACCCCAAUUUUUCAUUCACAAUCAAAUAUCGAAGUUCCGGCCAAGAAUGGAAAUGGAUCAACGAGCAGUCAAAUGUUGGAGAUGCUCAAGUGAUUUUUCAGUGGGAUAGCGGUAUUCCUGAAUGCUUAUCGUAUUUUCUCAAGAAUGCAGACAAUUUGUUGCAUAUUGAAGAUUGUGUGACAAAUUCUCCAUUAGUGGAUGAAUUGGAAGACACUCGCCUUUGGUCAAUCUCUAGUACUGUUCCAGCUGCGACGGAGAAAUCUAGCUACACUCGAAUUAACAUAGGCCAGCCUUUACAGAUGAUAAGAUGGUUCUGUUUAGUAAGAGAAUCCCGACCCUGGCUCUGUCCAAGGCAAGGAGAUGCCAUAUUCUCCCCCAACGAAGAUGUGAUUCUGGUGUCCAUACUACGUGAAGAUGGUCUACACCUGGUACUUCUUGCACUCAGCCUGCAGGAUAUACUCACUGUAAUUACACAUGACGGGAAAGGAAACAUUGCUGUACUUUCAAGGAAUGAGCGUCAGGUUCCUGGGACGGCACAUAUUUUGGCCGCUGUUGGGAAGUCUUUUGAAAAUGCAAACCGUGCAGUGAUAGGGCAAGCAAAGAUAUUGGUUGAUAGAUAUCGAAGCGAAACGAGGACACAAUUCCAGUCGAUAGUCAAAUCUUUCGAGCCACGAAACCUUGAAACCUGGUACGAUGGCUUUGCGUACUGUACUUGGAAUGGCCUGGGCCAAAAUCUUACCGAUGAAAAGCUCUACCAGGCCCUUGAGACAAUGUCUGAAGCCGGAAUCAGUUUUUCAACUCUUAUUAUUGAUGAUAAUUGGCAAUCAAUUGACAAUUCCGGCAAAAAUAACUUUCAUCAUCGUUGGAAAGAGUUUGAGGCGGAUAGAAAAACAUUUCCCCAAGGCCUUAAGCACACGAUUUCCACCAUCCGAAAACGAUACCCAUCAUUAAAGCACAUUGCUGUUUGGCAUGGAAUUAUAGGAUACUGGAAUGGAAUAUCACCAGAUGAAACCAUAGCUAGAACCUAUGAAACCAAAAUUCUGAAGAAACACGACGACGGAUUCUUUGGCGGAGGCUCCGUCAUCGCUGUAGACGCCUGCGAUGCACAUCGAUUGUAUGAUGACUUCUAUAGGUAAGCUGUAGCCACCUAUUAGUAUAAAGCUUCUAACAGAGGUAAGAUUCCUCGCGGAUUGUGGUGUCGACUCGGUAAAAACAGACACUCAAUCUCUUCUCGAUCAGCUUGAGAACCCAGAGGAUCGCGCUCGUUUUAUGACAGCGUAUCAAGAUGCCUGGAUGGUCGCCUCACUUCGUCAUUUUUCAGCCAGAGCAAUAUCUUGCAUGUCACAAUUCCCACAAGCACUCUUCUACUCUCAACUACUUUCAUCUCUUCCAAAGCUUAUGGUCCGAAAUUCCGAAGACUUCUUUCCGGACGACCCAACAAGCCAUCCCUGGCACAUUUUCUGUAAUGCACAUACAAAUGUCUUUACACAGCACUUGAAUGUUCUCCCCGAUUGGGAUAUGUUCCAAACUAGCCAUGAAUACUCGGCUUUUCAUGCUGCUGGUCGAUGUAUUAGUGGAGGACCAAUUUAUUUCACUGAUAAGCCUGGAGAACAUAAUAUCGGACUGAUCAAACAGAUGACCGCAAAGACACUGAACUCGACCAUCAUUCUCCGGCCAAAGGUUGCAAAGACAAACUAUGUUUAUACAAGUAAGAAUGAGCCCAGGUUGCUCAGAAUCUCAACCUCAACCAUACAUACAAAUACGCCGAUGCUGGGUGUAUUCAAUGUUGGUGAUGAGAAGCGUAUGGAGAUUGUGACCUUAAAUCAUUUCUCGCAUAUUCUCCCAGCUCAGGAGUAUAUUAUUCGAGCCCAUACUUCUGGAUUUAUGAGUUCCCCUAUAUCCCAAGCAAAGUCAACUUCGCCUCUGCUAUUGAGUUUAGACGUGAAGGGGUACGAGAUAUUGACAGCGUACCCACUCGAUUGCUCAUCGAGCCCGACGGAAGGCGUUAAACGGAAAAUCGCAAUUAUCGGCCUUGUUGAUAAGAUGUCUGGAGCGGCUGCAGUUCUUGGCUCUUCCAUUCAAGAGCGCCCAGAUGGACUUGACAUCAGGGUCUCUCUAAAGGCGAUGGGUUUACUGGGUAAGCUUCACUUCAGCUCUUCUAUCAAAAGUCCUAACCAACGGUGACAGGCAUUUGCAUUUUCUCAGACUCUACAAAUGUAGAAAUACCCAUAGUGAGAAUGUGCAAUGUACAACUGAUGUCGACUAUGUGGGCAUGGGUUCAUGAUGAGAACAUGAUCAAGAUUGAUAUGGAAAAGGCCUGGGAAGUGGUUAACGAAACUGCAACGUCUCGAGAGAUAACCGUGGACCUUUCGAUAAAGUAAUACGACGUUUCUUGCGACACCUCUGAAUACGCUAUCAUGAAGAUGGACGUUUAUGCCUUUCACCUUUAUCCUUGGAAUGUGUUAUCCUCCAUAUGGCGUAAAGACGAGCAGGAUCAAGGGUCCUGAUGGCCUAUUUUGCAAAUUUCAAAUUCGAAAGUGAGCUCGAUCUAUAGUUGAAGCGGGCUUAAGUUUUUGCUUUAGACAACGGGAUAGAAGUAAUUACCAGACUUUUCUGUUAUUCUUGCCGUCCAUUACUUGGCCCCUCUUCGUUGGAGGGGGAGAGCAACCUCAUAUCAAGUCAUUUAGCGAAAGCUUACGUAGCUCAAUAGUAACACUGGACUAGAGGAUGUACA
Messenger RNA from Hymenoscyphus albidus, 3418 nucleotides. Lineage: Eukaryota; Fungi; Ascomycota; Leotiomycetes; Helotiales; Helotiaceae. The record is from the annotation of a GenBank genome assembly.